AUGUCCUCCGCCCAUUAUGAGGGCGAUUUCUGGGGAAUGCUGAUCAACCCUGAUAAGAGCCCCGCUCCGUUACUCGAACAGCUAUGCCUGGCCAUUGCCCAGAUCAUGACGUCCUUUGACGAAUAUGCCACCUCCGACCUCACGCCCGAACGCCUGGCCACUUUCUACGGCAAAGUCGGCGGCAACUACGAUGUCUUGUUCCUCGAUACCAAAUCCUCCGCCUUGUCGUUUAUCUACCAGCGUCUAGGGUGCUUCCAUAGCAUUCAGCCCUCCACCGACCCGUACAAACCUCCCUCCGUGCCCGCGCUACAACCGAACGGAUUCGUGCGAUGGCAGACAAUUCAGUUACUGCUGGACCCGGAAGAACAUUGCCGAUACUUGCAGAAUGCGGUGGCAUUGUGGGAUAUUGAGCACCCCAAUGGGGGGUAUUUUCCCAAGGAUAUUCCUCGAGACGCCUUUCCGGCCGAGUCAGACCCGGAGAUGGUGAAUUGGCACGAGGAAGUGAGUCGGCGGUUUGAGUUUGAUUACUGGAAAAAGAAUAUCUUUCGCUCGUCCCCGCCUAGCUUUGGCACGUACCACUCCCACUUCAGCCAGAAGGAUACAUCAAGCAAGGACGGCUACAGCCAGGAUCAUCAGGAACGGCAGACUCAUCGACAGCCAACUACAUCGCACCGUCGACACGCCACUACCACCAACAUCCCACCUAUCAACCGUCCUCAGCGACGGCGCAGCGCCGAGAUGCCGUCCGGGGGUCGCCGGGUACAUUCCACAUUUGUGCGACGUCCGGAGGAGUUCCAGCCGGAAUACACCUCCCCUCGCGGACCGUCCCCGCCCACGUGGCCCAAGCCGUCGAGGCGGGGUCGUGAAAGUGCGUCGUCACGUCCAGUCAGUCCCGGGACGAUGUUUGGGAACGAGACGUCGGAUGCGUCGUCCGAGGACUCAGGGCUGGGGGUUAAAGAUCCUCGAGGGAAUCGGUAUAGUUACCACGACAACCUAUCGCCACCGUCAUCUCACGCCCGGCGUCAUUCACACGAAGCAUACGCCCGCCGGCCUCGAAAGGAACUAUCCCCCGAUUCCCAUCGCCGUCACGGACCGCGAGAAACAUACGCCAGUCCUGACUCAGGGCGUUUGUAUGACUCGGACGGAGCACGGCGAGUCCGCUCCGCCAGAGUGUAUCCGGAAGAAUACCAUGCUCCUCACCCGAUGAAUCUGGGAGUUUUCCGGGAACAUGUCUUCGCUGAGGCGGCUCGGGCCUCUCCUGGACCCGAGAUGCCGGUACACCCGCAUGCACAUCACCGCCACGUCAACACGAACUAUCCGUACGUGAUGCGUCCUCAUGCAGAUCUUGACGCAUGCGUGAUGGAAGAACCCCGUCGCGCUAGCUACAGAGGAACCACCCACCCGGCCAGCCCUCCGGAGCGUAUGCGGUUCGCUAGCACGGGUAAUGCGCGCGCGCCUCGAUGGGCGAUGCCAACUGUUAGUAAGCGGAUACCGGUGAUGGCUGAAAUGGACUAUUCUCGGGGGAGACGGACGCCGAUGUAUGAGCGGUGA
Messenger RNA from Aspergillus affinis, 1551 nucleotides. RefSeq lists its product as uncharacterized. Lineage: Eukaryota; Fungi; Ascomycota; Eurotiomycetes; Eurotiales; Aspergillaceae. The record is from RefSeq and is a predicted model, not a curated record. The coding region runs from base 1 to 1551 and encodes 516 amino acids. The transcript has 2 exons.